UAAUAGUUAUCCUGUCCAGAUUUAAACCGAGUCAGCCGUGAGACAGUUCUAUUUCGAAAUCACUGCAACUCAAAGUCACUUAUAAUACGCUKGGAAAUUAUUUUUACCGUAAAUUUUGUGUAGUACGUGGGAAGGUGAAUCCCCAAAUGUUUGAAAGCAUUUCAAGGAGAAAGUGAGUGUACUGCCACGGCAUGGAUGAAAUAUGCAGUUAUUUUGGUGACCCACUUUUGGCAUAGUUCUGAAAUGACCACUUCUGGAUCAGUUGUACUAGAACGCUGAAGACUAUAAACUMUCAAAUAAAUCAUUUAACUUGCAAAGAAGACUUGAUCAACGAUUUCAAUUGUUUCACGAAAUUAUAACGGGUUUGCGCAGGCAGUAUCAUCAAAGUAGAAAUUCUAACACAUUCGGCACCUGCAGAAAGAAUCUCAAAAACGAUGACAAGAAUAUACUUAUCCGAUGUACUGGAAAAAUGUAUUUYUMUGYUGUCAGUUUUAGGAAUCAUUGCGAAUGUCUUCCUCUGCUUACUGGUGAUGAACUCAAGACAGCUUCGUACUUACGUCAAUGGCUUUUUAAUCUCUCUCGCAGUAUCUGACAUCCUAACGUUCACAACAUCGUUUGCGUAUAUGGGUUUUAAAUCUCAAGAACAGCAAACCAAGACAAAGUUUGAGCGAGCAUUAAUUAAAUAUUUAAUCUGUGUGACAACAGCUUCGGAGAUUGGGAACYUGUGUGCYGUGUCGUUUGAGCGCUACCUCGCUGUUGUAAARCCUCUUCACUACAAAACACGAGUUAAGAAGUAUUUUGUGUGGAUUGUGACAUCCGUUUGGRCUGUGUCAGUCAUCGGGAGUCUCAUGGUUUUUCUUCGUUUUACUGAUAUUAAUAAGUCUGCUUUUAAAAAAAUACUCCCUGGCAAUGAUGAUACAUCUUUGGCAAUUCUACUGUUUAUCAUUGGUUCAGUAGUCUCAUCUCUUGCRAAUCCUUUCAUUUAUUCAUUUGCUAAACAAGACUUUAGACAGCAAAUUCGCAUGAUAUACCGAAAAAUAAUGACUAAAUUKUCCUAGUUGCCUAUACAAGUGGGAUCGUCAUGAGUGCCAUCUUCUAACUGAGAAACACAGGCUGAAUUUGCCAAUCAGGUUUUACCUAUUCCUCGGAUAGAGAAUCAAUAAGUAAAAAAAACAACAAUAUUGAAAUAUGACUUUACUGUAAGUAGAAACCAGCGUAAGGCCCUGGCUAAACGAGGAAACAUGUUUCCCUA
Actinia tenebrosa (Australian red waratah sea anemone) is the source of this 1252-nucleotide messenger RNA. RefSeq names its product dopamine receptor D2-like. Lineage: Eukaryota; Metazoa; Cnidaria; Anthozoa; Actiniaria; Actiniidae. Gene Ontology annotation, molecular function: G protein-coupled receptor activity. The record is from RefSeq and is a predicted model, not a curated record. Gene Ontology annotation, cellular component: plasma membrane. Gene Ontology annotation, biological process: G protein-coupled receptor signaling pathway.